AUGGCAGAAGCCUCAUGUAGUGGGCCCUCGCCCUUCAAGCGUCUCGUUGAUCAUCAGAACCGGGACGUGAGCCGCCAUCAGGAUCGGCUGCGUGACAACUCGCUGGCAACCCAUCACGGUGGCUUCCGUUCCCAGCAAGCACAUUACACGCAGAGCCAGAAUGAUUUUGGCGCAUUCGUGGACGGCAACGCCGCCCUGUCCGCCGACUCCGUCGGUCCAUACCAUGCCGCCGGGAGGUUAGCAGCGCAUGCGGCAGCUCUGGAUACCCAUCACCAGCGCCCACAGGCGCAGCUGCCGCAUCGCCAGAUGCCGUCAUCCACACCCUCCGUGGACCACAACUGGGCAGCCGACUUCGUACGGUUCUCGGGUCCUGGCAGUCUAUCUCCAGUGCAGCAGCAACCGCAACGCGCUGCGGCCCAGAACCCCCAGCAAGCGAACCACAUGCAGCCCCCGGGAAUGGCUGAGGCGUUUGGCUUCCGUACCGGCAUGUCGGCCAUGCAACCCAACGGGGGGUUCACACCGCUGUACGGUCCGACAAACGGGGGAUUCAUGGAUGCCAAUGUCGCUUCCGCUCAGCGUCCCGCCGCCGAGGCCGAUUUCGACGAGGAGAUGUCCCGGUGGAUGACGGCGAACGGCGGCGGUAUCGCUGAAAAUACCAAGGCCAUGGAGGACGUGGAUGCCGUCAUGGAUCAGAUGGCGCGGGAGUUGGAAAUCAACGAUGGCGCGCUCGAUGCCCAGCAGGACCGAGCUGUCAGCCAAGAGCCUCCUUCUCAACAAGAUGUCCUCGACAAGGAGACAACCUCCCAAGGCCAAGAUGACGUGCACGACCGAGACCCCGACGUGCUCUUCUCAGACAUCCGUCUCUCAGACCUAGGUCGCUCUGAGGCCGCGCACCUGUCCGCCACGGAGAUAACCGCCGAGACCCAGCAGCAGACCCAGCAGCCGACGGAGCAGCAGCAGCCCGACACCAAGGCUCGUUCCGAGGUAUCAGAGGCCGCAGAGCGACUGCUAGAGUCAGUGCAGCACGAAAACGGCGACAAGUGGAAGCAGUCGAUGUUUCUGUCGCUGAUGCGCGACUUCCGCGAUGGACGCAAGGACAUUGUCGACAAUGAGAUUCGCGACAUGGCCGUCGAGCCAGGGCCAGAGCACUCGCCGAACUGA
Geosmithia morbida is the source of this 1161-nucleotide messenger RNA. RefSeq lists its product as uncharacterized. Bases 1 to 1161 code for a protein of 386 amino acids. The transcript has 2 exons. Lineage: Eukaryota; Fungi; Ascomycota; Sordariomycetes; Hypocreales; Bionectriaceae. The record is from RefSeq and is a predicted model, not a curated record.